AUCCAGACUGAACGAGCUAUUCGUUCCUGCUUCCCCGUCCAGCAACCUCCUUCGCCACUUCCGAGUCCAUCCAACCUCGAUCACCACGAAGUCUUCGCUACCUUGCGAAUUCUUUUAGAGGGAUCAUUUUGCAUCCUGAAGCGAUCGAAGCAGCUAGCUCAUCGCGCCAGCGCCUCACACGCACUUGACCAAUCCAACGCAAUCAUCUAGCUCCGCACCAUCUUCGAAUCGCGCUUGACACGACUUGCAACAUGUCGACAAUCACCGCAAACGGAGCUGCUGCUCCUGCUCGCAAGAAGCUGAACGGCUACGUCGGAUUUGCCAACUUGCCCAACCAAGUGCACAGGAAGAGCGUCCGCAAAGGCUUCAACUUUACUGCUAUGGUCGUCGGCGAAUCCGGUCUUGGAAAGAGCACUUUGAUCAACACGCUUUUCAAUACCCGUCUGUAUCCCCGAAAGGAAAUCCCACCCCCUCACGCAGAGCGUCCCAAGACUGUCGCCAUUGAGAGCAUCAGCGCAGACAUCGACGAGAACGGCGUCCGUCUCCGUCUCACUGUGGUCGACACUCCCGGGUUUGGUGACUUUGUGAACAAUGAUGAGAGCUGGAAGCCCAUUGUCGACAACAUCGAAUCUCGCUUUGACGCGUACCUCGAGCAGGAGAACCGCGUCAACCGCGCCAAGCUGGUAGACAACCGCGUCCAUGCUUGCUUGUACUUCGUUCAACCAACUGGUCACGCUCUGCGCCCUAUCGACAUCGAAUUCAUGCGCAGACUCCAUCAAAAAGUCAACCUGAUCCCCGUCAUCGCUAAGAGCGACACCUUGACAGACGAGGAGAUUUUGUCCUUCAAGCAGAGAAUCUUGGCCGACAUCAACCACCACCAGAUUCAAAUCUUCUACGCGCCCAUCUAUGACAACGAGGACGAGGAGACCAUUGCGGAGAAUGACGAGAUUGUCCGCAAGAUUCCCUUCGCCAUUGUUGGUUCGGACACCGAGGUUGACACAGCGGACGGACGUCGUGUGCGAGGACGUGGGUACCCGUGGGGUGUCAUCGAGGUCGACAACGAAGACCACUGCGACUUUGUGAAGCUACGCCAAAUGCUCAUUCGCAGCCACAUGGAAGAGCUCAAGGAGCACACUCACACAACGUUGUACGAGAAGUACAGAUCCGAGAAGCUGGUCGGAAUGGGUGUCACGCAAGACCACUCGGUCUUCAAGGAGGUCAACCCUGCUGCGAAGAUGGCCGAGGAGCGCGCCUUGCACGAGGCCAAGCUCGCGAAGAUGGAGAACGAGAUGAAGCUCGUCUUCCAGCAAAAGGUCGCAGAGAAGGAGGCCAAGCUGAAGCAGAGUGAGGAAGAGCUGUAUGCCCGUCAUAGGGAAAUGCGCGACGCUUUGGAAAAGCAGCGCCUCGAAUUGGAGGACAAGAAGAGGCGGCUGGAGAGUGGUCGUCCGUUGACUCCCGAGAAGCAAGGUUACCAACAGGCCUCAAAGAAGAAGGGUGGAUUCUUGCGAAAUUAGAAAGCGCAACGUGCCCGAUCAAUUUUGGUGCGAUGCUUCAGCAUUUGCCGUUCGGAAGGACUGUGUUCUUCCAGACGCAAUUCUGACGCAACUCUGUCCAACGAACUUCGUUUCUGCUACACGGUCACGCGCUUCCCUCCCUACAGUCCCUCCGACCUGUUCAUUUUGAAUCUCUCGGGAGUCAGACAAUCGUCCGUCCCUUGUUCUGGGGCCAACGCCUCCAACGCUGUGAAGCAGUUCGCCAUGAUGAGAGGGGGACGCUGAUCCUACUCAUCGCGCUGAUCCCUUCUCUCCAAGCGUGUCGGUCUUGUUCCCCUCAUCUGUUAAGCCUUCUAUUCUCUCGCCUUUCCUUCUCCGCCUUCCUCAGAUUCUUUUCACGAAACGAGCUUGCUAGGCUUGAAGACUGGCCGAAUGAUAUGUUUGAAUACUGUUGAGCUGGAUGGAGCUUGAUUAUUCUCAAGACGCG
Molecule: messenger RNA, 1980 nt
Organism: Ceraceosorus guamensis
Lineage: Eukaryota; Fungi; Basidiomycota; Exobasidiomycetes; Ceraceosorales; Ceraceosoraceae
Product: putative cell division control protein CDC3
Exons: 9
Coding region: 252-1514 (420 amino acids)
Biological process (GO): cytoskeleton-dependent cytokinesis
Cellular component (GO): microtubule cytoskeleton; septin ring; cell division site
Molecular function (GO): GTP binding; molecular adaptor activity; GTPase activity
Source: RefSeq, a predicted model, not a curated record